AAUCAUAUACAUACGGCGUGGUUAUUAUUGAUUAAGACGCACGUGCCAAAUAAAACUUGGCAUCGAAACUAUUACAUUAUGUUAUAUAUUCCAAGUGAAAUUAAACUAGAGUAAAGCCACACUUCCUUUUAUAAAUAUUCCUCCCACAUCCUCUCCUGAUUGAUAACAUUCUAAAAUGGAUUAAAAUAGCCACAUUUCCUAGCCAUCUCUCUCUCUCCCGUCAACCACAAACAAAAUCAUUUCGAUCUUCCAUGUCUCCAGUAGCCGUUUUCCUGUUGUCACUUUUUAUACUUCCACUACAAAACGAGUGUAGUGCCGAUACCCAAGAGGUACCCGAUGUUCCCCUGAAUGAUGUGGAGAGGAAAGCACUCCUCGACUUUAUGAAAAUUCGUCACUCUACUGGCUUCACCUGGAACGAGUCCGAACCCGCUUGCUCUUGGAAAGGCGUUUAUUGCUUCUCCAACAACAACUUCACCACCGUCACCCACCUCCAGUUACCUGCCAAGAGUUUUGUCGGACAAAUACCACCAGACACCAUUGGAAAGUUAACUAGCCUUCGUGUCCUAUCCCUCCGCUAUAACGGCUUCUAUGGCGAACUUCCUUCUGAUUUCUCCAACCUCGUAUCCCUUACCCGCCUUUCCUUACAUUACAACCGCUUUAACGGCACCAUCCCUUCUUAUUUCUUCAACUUUACCCAACUUUUCCGCCUUUCUUUAAAUAACAACAACUUUUCUGGACAGCUUCCCCACAUGAAUGCUAAGAAUUUAUAUAUUUUUGAUGUUUCGUUUAACAGUUUGAACAGUUCGAUUCCACGUUCGCUUUCUAACUUCAACAUAUCUGCUUUCUCCCGAAACAUUUUCCUUUGCGGUCCUCCUACCAAUACUAAAUGCUCACCAUCGUAUCAAUCUACGGAUCCUGGAGACGAAGAUAAAAAGGAGAACAAGACCCCUAUAAUCGUCGGUAUAUCCCUAGGAUCAUCACUAGUGUUGCUAGUUCUACUUUGCGGUGUACGGAAGAAGAUAUAUCAGCAACCCAAACAACAUCUACUGAGAGAUGAGAGGAUGGAGGAGAACAAGUUAGUGUUGUUUGAUAACGGGGUUUACAGUUUUGAUUUGGAGGAUUUGUUGAAAGCGUCCGCGGUGUUUUUGGGCGAGGGGAGUGUUGGGAAGUCGUACAAACAGGUGAUCCAAGACAACACGACGGUGGUUGUGAAAAGAUUGAAAGAUGUUGUGGUGACAGAGAACGAAUUCAAGAGAACAAUGGAGGGUUUGGGGAGUAUAAAGAACAAGAAUAUUUUUGUUCCAUUGAUAGGUUAUUAUUAUUCAAGAGAUGAGAGAUUGGUAAUUUAUGAUUACAUUCCAGCUCGUAGCUUGUCUGCUCUUCUUCAUGGAGGUAUAGGUUCGCAACGAACACAACUCGAUUGGGACCAUCGUAUGAGAAUCGUACUAAGUGUUGCUAAGGGACUGAAAAAUUUACAUAUGGCCACAAAAGUUGUUCAUGGCAACAUCAAAUCAUCAAACAUUCUCAUCCAACAUGAAACUAACAAUGAUGCUUGCUUGUCUGACUAUGGUCUCAACACACUUUUUGGCGAGUCAAUCUUCGAUAACCACCAUGUUACAGGUUAUUGGGCCCCUGAGAUUCCCAAGUCCCAGAAAGUCACAUUCGAAUCUGAUGUGUAUAGCUUUGGGGUUUUGUUAGUGGAGCUUUUAACGGGCAAAAAUCCGAAGCAAGCCUCAUUGAGGAAGGAAAGGGUCCACUUUUCUAAGUUGGUCGAGUCAGUUGUAUGUGAGGAAUCGAAGGUUGAGAUGUUUGAUGUGGAAUUAAGGAUGAGUUAUAAUAUUGAGGAGAUGAUGCAAUUGUUGCAUAUAGCAAAGCAAUGCCUAUUGAUUGUACCUGAUCAACGACCAACAAUGCAGGAUGUGUUGAGCAAGGUGGAGGAUAUGGGGUUUAGACAUACGCCCAAUGAUCAUUCAAAGGAAUAUGAUUAUACGCCUUCAACGGAGACCCACGAUACACCGAGUACCAUCACCCCGUAAAUCCAUAUAUAUGAUGUAGUGUCUCUGAUUUCGUACUUUGAUGGAUUUAUGUUACGAAAAUUGUGUGUGCUUUUAUAGGUUGGAUCAAAUUUCUAUAUAUUGUGAAUUUGUGUUUGUGAGGCUACUUGCCUGCAUUUGCGAUGGUUUAUAAAACAUACCAAUUCGAUGAAUAAAUUAAGGAGUUUUACA
Helianthus annuus (common sunflower) is the source of this 2225-nucleotide messenger RNA. RefSeq names its product probable inactive receptor kinase At2g26730. The record is from RefSeq and is a predicted model, not a curated record. Gene Ontology annotation, biological process: protein phosphorylation. The transcript has 2 exons. Lineage: Eukaryota; Viridiplantae; Streptophyta; Magnoliopsida; Asterales; Asteraceae. Gene Ontology annotation, molecular function: ATP binding; protein binding; protein kinase activity. Bases 252 to 2036 code for a protein of 594 amino acids.